Papilio xuthus (Asian swallowtail) is the source of this 1223-nucleotide messenger RNA. RefSeq lists its product as uncharacterized. Lineage: Eukaryota; Metazoa; Arthropoda; Insecta; Lepidoptera; Papilionidae. The record is from RefSeq and is a predicted model, not a curated record. The coding region runs from base 375 to 1223 and encodes 282 amino acids. The transcript has 6 exons.
UUCUUCGACAAGGUUGAAGCUUAGUUUUGUUCGUAUUCUGGUAAAUAUUGCUAUCGUAAUAUGUUUGCGACUCAACACACAUGAAUAUCCAUUGUAAGUUUUCUAGUGAUUCAACCAACAUAUUUAAAUUACUUACCUAUUGGGAUUUCUGAAGCUUCAAAGUGGUGAAAAGUUGUCCAGUUUAGCUUGAAAUUUUAUUGAUUGGCGGAGUAACAGGAUUACGAAUUAUUUGUUAUUGAAACAAUAAUAUAGAAGUUUUCCCUUUUGAUAAGUUGAUAACCCCGUCGUUCUGUUUAGUGUGAUAACAUUACAACUGCAAGUUUAUAGUAAUGGCAGUAAACUGUUAAUGUUAACUGAAGACGUAAAAACUCGUUAUGUUGUGCCUAGCGUAUUUAGCGUGCAUUAUUUUAAUUUGCGUGAAUGCCGAACAUAUAGUAAGAUGUAACAAUGAAACAAAUCCAAAAAGUACGAAUUCUGUAACGUUGGUGCCUUCUCCUGACCAUGUCGGGGGUCGAUACGUGAUGGAAUGGUGCACGAAAGGAGACAAGAACAUAACUAAAUGGGAGUUGUACAUCUACUACAAUACGACAAAGAAGCCCGAUCAAUGUAGGCACUAUAAUUUUACAUAUGAUAAAACAUUUAAGCCUCACUCACAUGUUGAGGAAAAUAUGAAUAUAGAUUUAAAUUGUUCAAAUGUCUGUUUUUCAACAUUAAUAGAUUUAAUAUUUGAAUCGUGCUACCACAUUAAGAACCAACUACAUAAGCAAAAGCACAAAAUGCAGAGCUAUGACCAGUUGAUAUACAUCACAAAUAACUUCACAAAUGUUACUAUUCUGCAAUAUAGCAUACCCGUUGCCAAAUCAUCCAAUUCUGAGGAUUAUGUGACGGUGCAGUGGUUCAUGGGCCCCGUGCCCGCUGCCCGCUACGAAAUGAAGUUGUCAGAGCAGCAGGGUGGGGCGGGGGAGCCGUGGGACGUGACGGAGAACUGCACGAGCGCGGUGCACACGGUGACGUGCCGGCUGCGCGUGCCGCCCGGCGCCUACACCCUCGUGUUCGAGCUCAAGGAGCCCUGGAUGUACGGCAGCGUAGCCGUGGACACGGCCUCCAAGGAUUUCAACCGCACGGUGACGGAGGUGGGGUGGAGCAGCCGCUGCUGGGCGCGCGCGCAGCUGUGCGGCGGCCGCACUGCGCAGACCCGCUGCUGCAGCUGGCGCUGCGGCUGA